AUGUCGAAACGAACGGCCGACGCCGAGAACGGCCAUGGCCCUCUCAAGAGCGGCGAUCGCCCCGAGCAAAUGGACAUUGACGGCGACAAGGAAAUGGGCGACUUCGAGGACGAAUUCGAGGACGAGUUUGAGAGCGAAGACGAGAUCCUUGAGGCCGGCGUCGACGGACGGCCUGAUGCCGAGAGGGAGGCCGAGGAGAAAGCAGCGGCCAUGGACGUCGACCAGGGCACAUUCAUCGUCGGGCGCAGCAAGCUCGAGCCCGGCCAGACGCUCGCGCCAGACCUCUCGACGUACGAGAUGCUCCACAACCUCAGCACCCCCUGGCCGUGCCUGUCCUUUGACAUUGUCCGGGAUGGGCUCGGCGAUGCCAGAAAGGCCUACCCGGCGACCAUGUACACCGUCGCCGGCACCCAGGCCGAACACGCGAGGGCGCAGGAGAACCAGCUCAUGGUCAACAAGUUUAGCGGGCUGAGCAGGAUGGAGCGGCACGGCGAGGACGAGUCGGACGACGACGACGACGACGACGAAGAAGCAGAGCCCAUCUUGGAGAGCAAGUCGAUUCCCCUCGGCUCGACGACGAACCGCAUCCGCGCCCACCAGAUUCCCGCCUCGGAGCCCGGCCGGCCGCCCACGACGCUGACGGCCACCAUGACGGAGUCGAGCAACGUCUUCAUCCACGACGUCACGCCGCACCUGGCCUCGUUCGACAACCCGGGCACCGUCAUCACGCCGCAGCAGAACAAGCCCAUCUCGACCAUCCGGGCGCACAAGGCCGAGGGCUACGCCGUCGACUGGUCGCCCACGGUGCCCGGCGGCAAGCUGCUGACGGGCGACAACGACGGCCUCGUCUACGUGACGACGCGCACCGACGGCGGCGGCUGGGUGACGGACUCGAGGGCCUUCCAGGGCCACACGGGCAGCGUCGAGGAAAUUCAGUGGUCGCCGUCGGAGCAGUCGGUGUUUGCGUCGGCCUCGAGCGACGGCACCGUCCGCGUCUGGGACGUGCGCUCCAAGUCGCGCAAGCCCGCCCUCACCGUCCAGGUGUCGGCCUCGGACGUCAACGUCCUGUCGUGGUCGCGCCAGACGUCGCACCUGCUCGCCUCGGGCGCCGACGACGGCACCUGGGCCGUGUGGGACCUGCGGCAGUGGAAGGCCGGCGCCGCCGACACGCCGCAGCCCCUGGCCAGCUUCGACUUCCACAAGGAGCAAAUCACCAGCGUCGAGUGGCACCCGACCGACGACUCCAUCAUGGCCGUCGCCGCGGGCGACAACACCGUCACCCUGUGGGACCUGGCCGUCGAGCUCGACGACGAGGAGAGCAAGGACACGGCCGGCGUCAAGGACGUGCCCCCGCAGCUGCUGUUCGUCCACUACCUCAAGGCCGUCAAGGAGCUGCACUGGCACCCGCAGAUUACCGGCAGCCUGGUGGCCACGGGCGAGGAGUUUAGCGUCUUCAGAACCAUUAGCGUAUGA
Messenger RNA from Hirsutella rhossiliensis, 1473 nucleotides. RefSeq names its product WD domain, g-beta repeat domain-containing protein. Lineage: Eukaryota; Fungi; Ascomycota; Sordariomycetes; Hypocreales; Ophiocordycipitaceae. Gene Ontology annotation, molecular function: protein binding. The record is from RefSeq and is a predicted model, not a curated record. Bases 1 to 1473 code for a protein of 490 amino acids. The transcript has 2 exons.